Messenger RNA from Syngnathus acus (greater pipefish), 5240 nucleotides. RefSeq names its product mitotic deacetylase associated SANT domain protein b (gene mideasb). Gene Ontology annotation, molecular function: transcription corepressor activity. The record is from RefSeq and is a predicted model, not a curated record. Gene Ontology annotation, cellular component: transcription regulator complex; histone deacetylase complex. The transcript is spliced from 13 exons. NCBI's taxonomy places the organism in Eukaryota, Metazoa, Chordata, Actinopteri, Syngnathiformes, Syngnathidae. Bases 801 to 3761 code for a protein of 986 amino acids. Gene Ontology annotation, biological process: regulation of transcription by RNA polymerase II; negative regulation of DNA-templated transcription.
AGGGCCGGUCUGUAACUGUGGGCAGGCCGGAUGUUGCCCCCAGGCCCAAUUUUGCUUUUCUGGCUGAACUAAACUUCGCAAUUAAACCUGUCAAGUGAUUCAUUCAAAAUAGCACCGUGGUUGUAUUUGGAAGUAAAAGUGAAGCUUCACAACCACAUUCCCUCUCUCUCUCUGGUUUAGUAUGUGUGCGCGUCCUGCAUGUGUGUUGGAAUUUCCCGUAAAGCCUUGUGAGCGAGCCUGCCCGGUAAAUGACUUUGUCACACCGGAAGCGCCCUUAUAAGGGCACCGGAAAACAAAAAGGCGGGACUAGGAGGGGUGUCACAAGACAAACAGCCAGUCAACAAGAUAGCACUGGCAGCCGUUUUCUUUUGCAUGAGUACGACUCAUGCAAUCGUCCUCGCAAUCAUGUGCAAUAGCUACAUUAGCGCUAAGUCAGGUUAGCAUUGUUGUUUCGCCACCACCGUCUCGAACUCCGCCUCUUGUAAGCGCAGGGAGGAGAAGAAGGGGGGCGCAGGGGAGUGAGGUCAGCAGCCGCCUAGCAUGAGUCAACCUCGGGCAAAGCACCGCAGCAGUCAUCGCCGCCGCGGUUCUGCACGGUGCGGACGGACUGAACAACUGUCACCGUCGUCCGCAGCCCGAGUUUCGUAACAAAAACACGGUGUCACCUGUGAAUGAGGGGGAGAAAAAAUCAUCAGCCUUGAAAGAGGAAUACAUUUUGAUGCCGGUGUAGUUCAGACUUGCACUUAAGUGACUUGAGCAAUUAGUGGGACCGAAGAGUUUUUCCCGACGCCGGCUUUUUAAUGCUGACCAUGAGCGUGCCGGCCCAGCAGAAACCUGGCGCAAAACGAACGGGCAAACGAAUCACGUUUUUUUCUGAUCCCGCUGGAGUCAUGAAGGAGAGCGGCCAGCGUACCGAAGGGUCCUACUAUGUCCAGGAUGGGGAGGAGCCCGAGAAAACGGUGGCAGUGAGCGACGCGGCGUCCAAUCCAGAGGGCCAUCGUGUGUACCUCAACUCGGUUAUCUUCAGCCCUGACAAGGGUGACCAGAACAGGGGUCACUAUCAGCAGACGGUACCUAUGAAGUGGGCCCACCAGGAGUCCGGUCAGCCGCAACUUAGAGCCGCCACUUGGACCAGCGUGGCCAACUGGGGACAGAACUUUGCCAACUACUUGACCGACUCGGGGAACCAGACAGCCUUCGUAAAAGACAAGGCCGGAGACGAGCAGCCGGCAGGACCCGACCCGACGCCGGACUUCUACCGAGACGCCGUGAAGGCAAGGGGCCUCGGUUGGAACCAGCAGCAGUCCUUUCAGGAGACCCUGAAACCUGGAGCGCUGAACCCCCAGCCGAACAGCGCGUCCCACCCGGUGGGGAGCUCCGUCUUGCAGCCCUUUCAGCUGGCCUUCGGGCAGCCCCGGCAGCACCUGCCCGCCUACUACCAAAGCUACCAAGGCAACGCCAGGUUGCCCAACCCGCCCAACUACUCCACACAGGCCAAGUUCCCCCGGCUACAGCAGCAGAACCUCAUCCAGCAACAACUUCAGCAGCAGCAGCAGCAGCUCCAAAUGCAACAUCAGCAGUUGCAACAACAAAGCCAGCAUGUGCUCGACUACUACCCGCCCAACGUGCACUCCCACCCGCAGUUCGCACACUCCCAGGAGCCGUCGUUGGCGGCCGCUCCCCCCCAAAUCCAGGACUCUCUCAUCCAGGACAUCACCCCAGAGCCACACCCAUCAGACCCGCCGUCGCUUCCCUCCUUUCUGCCCGAUCCAUUACCCCAGACGCAGAACCUCCGGAGGUCGCGGCGCCUCUCCAAGGAAGGCGGCGCACCGUCGGAUGACAACCCCUUCCCAGGCGACCCGGCGCUGCAAGACCUCCAGAACGGGACACGCGGCGACACCGACAUCUUGGCGGCCCCAACAGGGGUCAUCCAGAGCACGCCGCGGCGGAAGCGCAGGGUGUCGCAGGAAGUCAACUUGGAAACGCUUGCACAGAAGGCCUCAGAGAUGGAGACGCUGCCAUCACAGGACAUCAAGGAGGCGCACAAACCCUGGGGUCCCACCCAGCCGGGCAUGAAGCGGCCGCGAGACGACGGCCUGCUCCCGCUCGUUAUCCCCGUGUCGGUGCCGGUGCGCCGACUGGAGUUGGCGCCGUGCGUCGAGGAUGCGGCGCAGACGUCCAACCGGCCACCGCCGUCCAGGCCCCCCAACCCGCUGGAGAGCGCCGGCGCCGAGCGCAAGCCGUCCGUCAUCGUCACUCGUCGCCGCUCGCUGAGGAGCUCGCUGACUGAGGGCUCGGAGCAGAACGGCGAGGGCGCGCGAGCAGACGAUGACGUGAAAAAGCUGAAGCGGCGCCCCCGGCCCGAGCCCCUCUUCAUCCCACCGCCCAAGCCGGGCGCCUUCAUGGCGCCGCCUGCCAUCUACUCGGCUGUCACGCCGUACCACAGCCACCUGCGCUCGCCCGUCCGCCUGGCCGAUAACCCGCUGGCCGUGCCGCCCUACACGCCGCCGCCUAUCCUCAGUCCUGUGCGUGAGGGCACUGGCCUCUACUUCUCUACGUUCCUGGCGGCAGCGGCACCACCGUCCGCCACGCCCAAGUCGGCCACCCGCAGCCUGCUCUGCUCAGGUAGCUACGACAUGACUCCUCCAGUUCUGUCCGCAGUGAGUGAGGCCACUCCAGUCAGCAUUGAGCCACGGAUCAAUCUGGGCUCACGGUACCAAGCAGAGGUGCCGGAUCUGAGGCCACGCUCCCUGGUGGAGCUGGACCCUCACAGAGCCGAGCUGCUCUGGGCCCCGCUGACCCAGCUGGAGGACAAGCCUGACUACCACAAAAGAGUGAAAGACCUGAUGCACCUGGCAUGUUCCAGCGCUUUGUACGGAGGAGGCUGCAACCAGGAGCUGGCCCACCAUUGUCUGCACCGCUGCAGCGGCGACAUCAUGGCAGCUUUAUCACUGCUCAUGCUCAGCGAUCCCGUCUUUCCCAAGUCCCAUCCGUUGUCCGACUACCACUACCCAGGCUCCGACAAGUGGUCUGCGGCCGAGCGACGUCAGUUCAACAAAGGCAUGGCCACCUGCAAGAAGGAUUUCUUCAUGGUGCAAAAGCAGGUGAGCACCAAGACGGUAGGGCAGUGCGUGGAGUUUUACUACGCGUACAAAAAGCACAUCAAGGUGGGCCGCAACGGGACACUCGUCUACGGCGAGGCGUCGCCUCCGGACGGCGCGGCGACCGAAGAAGGCGAGACCAACCCAAAUAAGGCCUCUCAGCGGCGGGAGGAGGACAGCAAGAUGUGGGAAGGCUCAGCCGACAGGAAGCAGGAUGUCGGCCCCGUUGGGGCGGCCGAGAACACCACCAGCGUCCUGAUCAUGAGGGCCCAGGAGGACGUCGUGGCCAGGGAUCGACCGCUACCGCCUCCCCCUCCCCAUGCUAUCGGCCCCCCAACAAGGACCAGCACCCCAACGGGCAACAAGGGUGUCGGCGGCCCCGAGGGAGAGUUCCCCUGCAAGAAAUGUGGCAGGGUGUUUUACAAGGUGAAGAGCCGUAGCGCUCACAUGAAGAGCCACGCCGAGCAGGAAAAGAAGGCCGCCGCCCUGCGCCAGAAGGAGGCAGAGGAGCGCGCCCGCGCCACCCAGGCUGCCGCCCAGGCCGCCGCUUUCAUGGCCGCCCGGCAGCAGAACGGCACGCGGCAGGCAGGCGGCGACAGCGAUGAUGAGGACGACGUCACGUCCGACAGUGAGGACGACGACGAUGACGACUGGCAGUGACGCACUUCAAUGCAGCCGCACCUUCAGGGACGUGUGCGGGUUCUCUAAGCUCUACAACCUCCAAUCAAAAGCCACGCUACUUUUAUAUAUAUAUAUAUAUGUGUGUAUAUAUAUAUAUAUAUAUAUAUAUAUAUAUAUAUAUAUAUACACACACACAUAUAUAUACACACACACACACAUAUAUAUAUAUAUAUACACAUACAUACAUACAUACAUACAUACAUACAUACGCACAUGCACGCACGCCUGCAGCGAUCACCAGGCUUUUGCCCCUUCCCGCCUUUCCAGGGCCUUUGACCUUUUUACAGGAAGGUGGCGCCCCUGUUGCACUCUAGCGUUUUGGAAGAGUUAAUGCUUUUUUGACAAUCAAAAAAAAAAGAAUUAUAACACUGUACAUAUCCAGGGUAUUGUAAUUCCUUCUGUCCUGUGUGGCUACUUUGUGGUUCCUGUUGUGUUUAUUACUCUUGUUCAUAGUUUUUGUGAUAUAUCUUGAGUGUGUUCAGUUUCCUGUUAUUUCUAAUUUAUUUCAGCCAAUCGGAUGGCUGCCUGUCGGUUACUGUGAAGGAUUCAAAGGGCAGGCCUGCAAUAGACUGAGCACCACACACACACAAAACACUUUUCACUGGGGCUUUUACCACAUGUGAGGACUGUUGGAAGCUUCUCUACCCCAACCAGGAGACCUCCUCCUGGUGUAGGGACUCAAGGCGACCCCCCCCCCCCCAACUGAUAUUUAUGUAGUUUAUGGUAUUUAAAUUUGCCUGGUUCAUUGCUAUGCUAUUUAUUUAGUGUGCAAGUUGACGGCGGUCAAGGCCAUCGCGAUCUACCCCAGCCAAGAGGCCUCUUCUUGGGCUCAAGCAUCGCUGAUUCCCCCUUCCUUGUUAUUGAUUCAUUUUACAUGUGGUUUUAUACUUGGCAUACUCUGCUGUGCGCACGAACACACACACACACGUACGCACACAUUCUACAUCCAUUUCACUGUUAGGAGGGUGGAUGUUUUCGCUUAGUCUCAAGGGUCCCAGUUUCUGGUCUGUUGCUAUGGCGACAGUCACAGAAUUAUUUUUUCUCUCUCAAAGGCCUAUGAAGAGGUCUUGAAACCGUUAAAUCGUAGAAGAUGUCCUUGAGUCUAUGCAUCGACUGAGUGUGUGUGUGUUAAUGAUGAAAAACAAAGCAAAAUGCAAGACUGUUCCUGUUUGAUAUGUGUAAUUUAUAUUCACUUUUGGGGGGGGGACUGCUGUUCUUGCAGGAGAAAAAAUGAAAUGUAAAAAUAUAUUUAGCUAAUAUAUAUAUAAAGGGUAUGUGAGUGAGGGUCUUAGUUUGCAAACUUUCUAUGCUAUUUUCCUAGGUGGUUCACACUAAUGAUUGGGGAAAAAAAGAAAUCACGGCUGCGACCGUGUAACUUAUUUGUUUCUGUUUUCUACCACAUUUUUGGCAAAGGGUUUAUGAAGCACUGUUUAUUAAACUUUUACGAUGUUCCUUAAA